Molecule: messenger RNA, 1397 nt
Organism: Daldinia caldariorum
Lineage: Eukaryota; Fungi; Ascomycota; Sordariomycetes; Xylariales; Hypoxylaceae
Exons: 1
Coding region: 28-1287 (419 amino acids)
Source: RefSeq, a predicted model, not a curated record
CCUGAUGAUGAUCACUUGGUAUUACCCAUGACUCAAAAGACAAGCCGAAAACGUUCGGCCAACACAGCCUAUGACGACAGCGAGAGGAGCAAAUGCCCCAAGAUCCUCAAGGAUGGGAGCCAAAAAGAGGUCUCGCCCCUCUUGCCUUGGGAGCAGGACAAAAGUCUCGAGCAGCCACCUUCACCCGAUAUCCUCGGGCUCGAAUUUAGGCGUUUGAGUUUAACCCCUAUCGAGGCCCUGGGCAUUCUUGGCCGGCUGCCUGCUGAGGUUCGUGACGAAAUCCUGAGAUACAUGUUGCUUUCCCCCAACGAUAUUCCGGUCUUCAGGGGCUGGACCCGUGUAUUCGAACGUAUAGGACCGAAAUUGGACCUCUCAAUCCUCUACACAUGCCGUUUAUUGUGGUUGGAAGGACUCCGCAUAUUAUAUGGCGAGAACACUUUCCUCUAUGAUAUUCGCGACCCUCCUGAUUAUCUGGGGAUAAUGGACGAGUUAAAAGGCCGCGUAUAUACCAAGGACAGAAUACCCAUUGAUAAAUACGGGCACCUGAUGCGCUAUCUCAAGAUCAAUGCCCCGUAUAACCGCUUGAAUAGCUUCGUUGUCGACAACUUUCGCAAUGCUAUCCAGAAAUUUGUUCCUGGAAAUGGCCUAGCUGAGCCGGCACGCAUCCAUACAUUGACGCUUAAAUUACCGGCAGUGAAGGUGAAGAAGAUGGGGAUCAAGGGAUGGAUUGAAAAUCCAAAUGAAGUGCCUGCCACCAAAUUAUUCGACAGGUUCUCCAAUACUAGAGAGCUACUUAUGCUUCUCAAUGUCCAAUACAUACGCAUUCUAGCCACGGAUAGCGACGCGAACUUGUAUGAGAAACUAAUCGACCUUCGAUGUUAUUACAUGCAGAAACAAGCUCAAGAAGACAAGGACAGAAUCCUAGUCAAGGAUGCCAAGGGUGCCGAGGCCUAUUUCCAGGAACAAGUCGAGAGAGCGAAGACGCAGAUCUACAUGCUGAAAUUUACGGUUGAAAUACUCGCUGCAAGCUGCCCACAGGAAAGGGAUUAUGUGCAGUCUAUUGGCUGGAAGUUCAUAGGGGUGGAAAGGAAGAAACGAUACGUGGAGAGCAUGUAUAUGGACGGCGCACUACCGGAUGACUUUAGUGGUCCCCCUACACCGACUUCGUCUCAAGGAUCGGAAAGUCCAAGUAUUAGGCCUAUGUUUACCGAGGAGCAACUGGAUAGAGCGAUCGCCGGAAGCGAUGAUUCGGAAACUUCCAGCGAUUCAGAAAGUUCUGAUCAUUGAGAUCAAGGAAGACACCUCAUUAUGAGCAUCAGAAUUUGGAUGGACUAGGAGGUUUUAGGAGAGUCCAAGACGGUACAUCCGAACUGGUUCUCUUUAUGCUCAUUAGCACA